AUGCUCUUAGUCACGAAAUUAGCAGCCUUCUUGAGGUUUCACAUACCAAUCCAGCGCACCUUUGACAGCCUGCAGACUUGCCCCGAAUCACCUGCGCUAUUUCCGGAUCAUCCAGAUACCUGUCCUACGACCCAUUCCCCCAAGUAUUGGGACCCAAAAACAACACCAUAUCCCCACGUUCGUAGGGAUUCAAACUCGUCGGACGUUUUCCAGAGUAAACAGAAUGGACCGAUCACCGUCCCCGAUCCUUACAGGUGGCUAGACAAGCCGCCCAAGCAGAGCAAAGACACAGGUGCGCUCUUCCUACAAUUCGUCACCAGGCAACAAGCCUUCACAAAGGAAUACCUGAGCAAAUACUCCCAUCGAGGCUUACUCCGUGAGACGCUGAAAAAGAGUUGGAACUAUGCCAGAAUCGGCUGUCCACUGCUGCAGCCCGACGGAUACUACUACUAUUACUUCACCCCAGCCUUAGAUUCCCAAUUCGUCAUCUAUCGGUUUAAAAAAGGGGAGGAGGAAGGUUUCAAGCAGGCUACCGACCCCAGACAACCUGUGGGGGAGCUCUUCCUUGAUCCCAACCUAUUCUCCAUCGACGGCACCACCCAACUUGGUUCCGCGGAACCUUCCGAGUCGGGCAUCUACAUGGCCUAUGAAGUCUCCCCCUCCGGGAGCAAUUCUCAAACUAUUUACGUCCGUCGCACUGACCGCCCCCAUACCAAGACUGCUGCCGAUGGCGGCAAGAGAGGUGAGGACGCUGGACGGAUGAAGGACACGAUCAAGAAUGUCAAAUACAGUUACACCAGUUGGAUGAAAGACGAUUCUGCAGGCUUCUUUUAUUCAAGAUUCCCUGACCAACAGCCCAAAGCUACCGCGCCCGGCGCAAAGUCGCAAGGAGAAGUCAAGCUCUACUUUCACAAACUUGGCGACCCCCAGAGUAAAGAUCAAUUGAUACUCACGGACCCAGCGAAUCCAUCCUACUUGUGGGCAGCUCAACUUUCGGAUGACGGCAAGUACCUCAUCGUGAUAAAUCAAAGGGCCACGGUCAUCGAAGACGCGAAUCGAGUCUGGGUUGCCGAUCUCACCACCCAAACCCUGUCGAGCGAGAUGAAGUGGCAAAAGGUUGUGAAUGAUUUUGGCAGCCGGUACGCAUACGUUGCCAAUGACGACAGUCGAGUGUAUUUCAUGACCAACAAGGAUGCCCCUAAAUACAAAGUCGUGACGUAUGACCUGAGUAAGCCGGAAGAAGGGUUCAAAGACUUGGUCCCAGAGGAUCCAACUGCGCUGCUGAGGGGCGUAUAUCCCAUCAAUAACAACCUGGUCAUUCUGGAUUAUUUACGGGACGCCAAAGAUGAGAUGUACCUUCAUGAGAUCAAGUCGGGCAAACGGAUCAAAAGAAUCGGCGAGGAGUUUAUCGGUAGCUUCGACGGAUUCUCCGCGCGGCGAAAAGACGGUGAAUUCUUCCUCUACAUCACUAGCUUCACGAGUCCCACCACGGUCUACCGCUACCGUUUCGAGCCUCAAGAGGAUCAGACACUGGUCCAAUUCAGCAACCCUCUGGUUCCUUCAUUAAAUCCCGAAGAUUUUGUGUCCAAACAAGUCUUCUAUGAAUCAAAGGAUGGGACCAAAGUGCCAAUGUUCAUCGUUCACAAGAAGGACUUCAAGCAAGACGGCACUGCGCCAGCUAUUCAGCCCGGAUACGGUGCCUUUAGUGAUACUUCCACGCCCUCCUAUUCGGCCACUUACUUGAGCUUUGUCGCGCAUUAUGGAGGGGUACUGGCCGUGCCUAACAUUAGAGGGGGCGGAGAGUACGGAGAAGAGUGGCAUUUAGCAGGCUGCUUGGAGAAAAAACAGAACGUAUUUGACGACUUCCAGUACGCUACCAAAUAUCUGAUCGCCAAUCGGUACGUGGCUCCCAACAAGGUGACCAUCAUGGGUAACCGGGCCGGCGGUCUCUUGGUGGCCGCCUGCGUCAACCAGGCCCCGGAGCUCUACGGAGCUGCCAUUGCCGAGGCGGGCUUAUUUGACAUGUUGAGGUUCCAACGGUCCACGACUGGACGGUACUGGAUCUCUGAAUAUGGAGACCCAGAAAAUCCCGAGGCGUUCGACUACUUGAUCAAGUAUUCCCCCUUGCAGAACGUAAACCCGGCCGCUCAAUAUCCGGCUCUUAUGCUCCUCACAGCGGACAAUGAGGAUCAGGCCGUCCUUUCAGACAGCUUCAAGUACACAGCUGCAGUCCAACACGCUCUUCCGAUGAACAAACAACCCUGUUUGUUGCGGUUCGAGACCAACGCGGGUCAUGGAGCCGGGAAGAAAACCGAGAUGGAGCUAAACUCGGUAGUCGACCAAUUCAGCUUCAUCGCCCUCGCUCUUGGCUUAGAUUGGAAGGAAUAUCACGGCAAGAAAUCAUCUUGA
Messenger RNA from Puccinia triticina, 2409 nucleotides. RefSeq lists its product as uncharacterized. Bases 1 to 2409 code for a protein of 802 amino acids. Gene Ontology annotation, molecular function: serine-type endopeptidase activity; oligopeptidase activity. Gene Ontology annotation, biological process: proteolysis. The record is from RefSeq and is a predicted model, not a curated record. Gene Ontology annotation, cellular component: cytosol. The transcript has 13 exons. NCBI's taxonomy places the organism in Eukaryota, Fungi, Basidiomycota, Pucciniomycetes, Pucciniales, Pucciniaceae.